ACGAGUGCGGAGAGAUUGCAGCUCCGCCGGCACGUGGAGGAAGACGAGGAACAGAAAACGACAGCGAAGGAGAGGAGGAUGCAAUCCGGUGAAGGAGUCCACAGGACAAUGGGACAGAGCCGAGGUCUGGAAAACCAAGGAUAAGAGCUGGAUCUUUAACUGGAUCGUCCCACAGAAGUACAGUAAGUGUGCUGUCCGAAACCCAAAACACCUCGGAGGAAUUGCCUCUUCAUUUCCAGAAGUUCACACCUGAGAGAAAAAGUUUCCCGGGCUUGGGGACACGAGGGUAAUUCACAUUCAGCUUUGCAUAUCUGGAACUUGUAAACAAGAGUUUUUUUUGGUUUAUUUGAUCUGUUUAUUAUAAGUCAUGAGUUUCGUUUCCGUGUUCUUCUGGUUCAAGCGGAUGAUACGGUGCAGUUGCAUGUGAUGUGAGAGUUUGUGAUGGAGCUCAUUGGUGAUCGGGACGCCCGGCUGUCCGUUCCAAGCGUCUCCGCCUCCUCGCCUUUGCUGAAACAGACUCACGCAGGCGGCUUUAAGAAAGUGUGUCGGAUCGAAGAGGAAAGCACGUGUCCGUUCCCCGGCCUGCCCUCAGGUGUGCUCGAGAUGAGGGUUAAAGAGGGCAGCAAAAUUCGCAAUCUCAUGGGUUUCGCCAUGGCACGCAUGCAGAGCGACCCCCGGGACGCCGGUCAAACCGGACUGAGACAGGUAGUGUUCACCGGGUCCGGACGAGCCGUGACCAAAACCAUCACGUGUGCCGAGAUCAUGAAGAGAAAGCUCGGCGGCCUUCAUCAGAUGACCAAGCUGCAGUACAAGGGUCUGCGAGAGGUCUGGGAGAGCCAAGAAGAAGGCGAUUCGGAGGUGACCGUCCACCGGACGCUUCCCUCCAUCAGCAUCCUGCUCUCCAAAGACCCACUGGACCCUCAGGAACCGGGCUACCAGCCUCCGGAGAACGGCUUGUGGGAGGAGAAGAACGGAGGAGACGCUUCACAGACGGCUGAGACUGAGCCUCAGGCGAAGAGAGUCUGUCUCUGAGGAUUAUGGGUGUGUUAAAGUCGACCGAAACCAGCUUUGAAAGCUGAAAUCUGAGGAUAAAUGCACAUCACAGUCUUGAUUUGCGUUUGGCUCCUGGUUUUGAGCAUGCAGCAUCACUCAUUUAAUUCAGUCUCUUCGAUAUGAUCAGACAUGCACUGCAAUGCAUGAGCCGACUAAAAACUGGAAUGCAUUUGGAAAGAUGCAUAAAUUUGCUAAAUGCAUUGAUAAGACAAUAUAAACAUUAUUGAAAUAUAUAGCAAGUCGAAUUUAAUGCAUUGAGUGUUUCUGUAUGUAUGACUAAAAAUGCUGGUGUUACUGUGGUUUUCAAUGUGCAAGCAAUUUUCUGACCUAAAACCGUUUUUUCUUCGGUGGUCCAGAAGCAUGCAAACAUCUCAGAUGGACACGGAAGUGAGAUGGAGAUGAUUUCUGGAGCUGCAUUGAUUUAUUAAGAUGCAGUUUGAGACAAGAGUGUUUUUCUGUUUUCAUUGUAUUAUUUUAUGACCUGAGCAGAACCGAACGCAGCAGCAUGCAGCUCACGGCCGAAAGAGAACGGACAGAGAUCCGGUGUGCAGUUUAUGUGCAAAUGAAGCGUUUGCUCCUCAUGCUUUCUCUGUGGUUUUAACCGCACAGAAAGUGCCACCGUCUGCAACUUUCCUCUGAUGAAUUCAAGCGCUUUCAUCCGGACAAAACGUUCAGUUCCAGGAGAGCAGCACGUCGUAUCACAGCGUGUGGGAUCCUGAUAAAUGUCUUUUGAGGGAUUUAUUCGAGGGACGGUUGAUUUAGUUUUUAUUAGCUUUGAUAAGCUUCUACCUGCAGACUGAACUAACCUGUACAUCGCUGCUCGGACUCUUACAUAACGUUACCAUCAUACUGCUCGAUUGCAUCUCUGAGAUGAACAAUCUUCUGUAAAAGCAAACAUGUAGUCUAUGCUGGCAGAAUGUUUGAGGAGAAAAGCAAUAGACAGGCAGAGCAUCGUUCAGAGGUCUGUGGUCCUUUUUAAAAAAUGGGAGUCUUAUUUUUUCAAAGUCAACAUGAAACAGACUUAUGCUUUACACUUUCAGUCAAAUAAAAUCAAUUGCAGCAUGUAAAAUAAUGCUUAUUUUCUGGCAACUUUUCCCGUCAGCUCUCAAUAUUCUGAUGGAAAUGCAUCAUAUUUUAUAAUAAUAAGAAAUACAAAGUCAUGUAGAAUCACAGAUUUUGAUGGAAUUAAAUGUUGCACCACAGAAAAAAAUCAUGGACCUUUAUUAUAUUGUUUGGCUGAAAUUGUCCUUAAAAUAAAAUUAUAUUUCCUUCUCGAAAAAAAAGUAUUUUGUUUUAAGAACGUUUCAAUGUUUUUACUGGAAAACAUGAGUAAUGUAUUUUAUUACAGCACUUUUAUAUAAAUACUGUAUAAACACACACACACACACACACACACACAAAACACACACACAAAAAAACUUGUAAAAGAACCAUAUUAAUAUUGGAACUAAAUAUAAUAAGUUAGGAUAAUUAUUAUUAUAAUAAAGGUAAAUUGCAGCACGUAAAUUUAAAAAAAUCUCAAUAUUAUGUUGGAAAUGCAUCAUAUUUUAUAAUUAAUAACUAAUGGUAGAUUAUGGUGCAAUUUCUGUUGCACCACAGAACAAAAAUCAUAGACAUUAAUUAACAUGAUUCUUAAAUGUUUGACCAAAAAUGCCUUGAUUCUUCACAAAAUGAGACUUAAAAUCUCGUUAUUUUGCUUCUGAAGUAAAGUUGAUUUAAGAUUGUUUAGAUAUGUGUGCUGAAAAAACAUAAGUAAUGAUUUCUUUGCAAUGUAAUCUUCAGGCAGCACUUUUAUACAAAUCAAUGCAUCUUCAAAAAAGACAAAAAAGACCAUAAAAGUAUCAUAAAAGCAUGACUGUAGCAAAUGCAAUUAUGUACGUUUAUUAUUAUUUUUGUUGUUUAUUACGUACAUCCACUUCCAUGUCAUGAAUCCUUCAUUAAAUAAAAUGCAUUUGGUGCCGUCAGUCAGUUUUCCGAUCAAUUCUCAGUUUUCUAAUGGAGAUGCAUCAUAUUUCUGGAUUAAAAAAGUAAUAUUGAGUAACGAUGGAUUUUCUUAAUGUUGCGCUCCAGAAGAAAAUCAAAGAUGUGUGUUCAUGUGAUCCUUAAAAAUGUGGCG
This is a messenger RNA of Carassius gibelio (silver crucian carp), 3169 nucleotides long. RefSeq names its product ribonuclease P protein subunit p25-like protein. Lineage: Eukaryota; Metazoa; Chordata; Actinopteri; Cypriniformes; Cyprinidae. Gene Ontology annotation, molecular function: RNA binding. Bases 442 to 1032 code for a protein of 196 amino acids. The transcript has a single exon. Gene Ontology annotation, biological process: tRNA 5'-leader removal. Gene Ontology annotation, cellular component: ribonuclease MRP complex. The record is from RefSeq and is a predicted model, not a curated record.